This is a messenger RNA of Dicrocoelium dendriticum, 288 nucleotides long. NCBI's taxonomy places the organism in Eukaryota, Metazoa, Platyhelminthes, Trematoda, Plagiorchiida, Dicrocoeliidae. The record is from the annotation of a GenBank genome assembly.
AUGUCGAGGCGAUUUUCUCUCGAGCAAGCCUUUAUACUCCUAGAGGUAGAUAUGUCAGAGGUUGACGAUUAUAACUAUCAAGAUGUUUCAGAAGAGGAGGUGGCAUUGGUAGCAGCUAUUAGGAGUAGAGUUGCAGAAGAUGGAGAUGUUGCAGCUGAGAUUAUGAAUGCAUACACUUACAGCAUUCCUGUGGAAAUUCAUCCAAACGAUGACGGUGAAAGUGAUGAGGCAGAGCACAAUGAUGAAGAUGACACACCCCCUCAAUAUGCUACUUGGAAGACGAAAUGA